Hemiscyllium ocellatum (epaulette shark) is the source of this 7169-nucleotide messenger RNA. Its product is annotated as aryl hydrocarbon receptor repressor-like. NCBI's taxonomy places the organism in Eukaryota, Metazoa, Chordata, Chondrichthyes, Orectolobiformes, Hemiscylliidae. The coding region runs from base 206 to 2614 and encodes 802 amino acids. Gene Ontology annotation, cellular component: nucleus; aryl hydrocarbon receptor complex. The record is from RefSeq and is a predicted model, not a curated record. Gene Ontology annotation, molecular function: nuclear receptor activity; protein dimerization activity; transcription cis-regulatory region binding. The transcript has 11 exons. Gene Ontology annotation, biological process: regulation of transcription by RNA polymerase II.
CAGCGCGGCAAAACCCAUCACUCGGGGCUACAUAUUCCAAGCCAACCAAGUGUUAGACCCGUGCUGUCGGAUUGCUCUUCUGGUUUUGCCUUUAGUGUGAACUGGGAGGCGAGGGUUGCGUUGUGAUAGCAACUAGUCCUAUCUCUGCGCAGGAUUCACAGCUCCAAGUUCCGUCCAGGGUCGGCUUGUGACAGGUCUUAAAACCAUGAUUCCGCUCGGAGAGUGUAUGUACGCUGGCAGAAAACGGAGGAAACCGAUUCAGAAACACAAGUCAACACCGACCACUGUGAAGUCCAAUCCAUCUAAAAGGCACAGAGACCGUCUGAAUGCUGAAUUAGACCAUUUGGCCAAUCUCUUGCCAUUUCCACCAGAUAUUAUUUCCAAAUUGGAUAAACUUUCCGUUCUACGCCUCAGUGUCAGCUACCUCCGAGUGAAAAACUUCUUUCAAGCCUUAGAAGAGACAGAGAUGAGGAAGGAAUCUCGUCAACUUAUCAACCAUGACAUGAAGGAUAGUCAGACCACGCCUUUGACUGAGAAUUGGCAGUCGGAAGGGGAGCUUCUGCUAGAUGCACUGGAUGGGUUUGUACUUCUAGUGAGUGCUGAUGGAAUGAUAUUUUAUGCAUCUCCUACAAUCAUCAACUAUCUGGGAUUUCAUCAGACUGACGUGAUGCACCAGAGUGUGUAUGACUUUAUCCAUGUUGAUGAUCGGCAGGAGUUUCAGCGGCAGCUACACUGGGCCAUGAAUCCACCCCAGCAGGUACCUGGGCCAGAACCUCCAGGACAGGGAGCUAAUGGUGAUGAGUAUCGGGGCUCUUUCAAAGUUCGUGACUCAAAAAUUCAUGACCCAAAAGUUCUGCCACCAGAGUUUUCUCCAUUUUUGAACCGUUGUUUCAUCAGUCGAGUGCGUUGCCUGUUGGACAGCACGUCAGGAUUCCUGACAAUGCAGUUCCAGGGCAGACUGAAGUACCUCCAGGGACAGAGGAAGAAAACUGGUUCUGGUGCCAACCUUCCCCCACAGCUGGGUUUGUUCUGUAUUGCCGUGCCACUGCUGUUCCCUCCCAUCAACGAGAUGAAUCUGAAAGGGUUGCUCCUCAAAACCAAACACAGGCUCGAUGUCAGUCCUCAGACACUCAAUGCAAAGGGCAAAGCAGCUGCAGGAUGGUCAGACACAGAGGUCCGAGCAAGGUCAGGUUGCCAUUACCUCCAUUUCACAGACAUGCUGUACUGCGCAGAGAACCAAAUACGAAUGGUGAAUGCUGAAGAAAAGGGACUUAGAGUCUUCAGAGUACUCACAAAGGAAGGCCAGUGGGUUUGGCUUCAAAGUAAUGGCCAUCUGCCCUACAGGAACAAAACCUCAGAAGAUGCCACAGCACCUAAAGAUGAAAUCAAGGAUGCAGAGAGAUCCAGAGAGGACCGUCUGAGAAACCAAUCAAAUGUAGACCAGGCUGCCAGUGCCAACAGACUAGUCUACAACAACUGCACUGAAACACCUCUGCAGUUGAAACAUCUAUAUGAGCAGCACUCAGAAAAAGAAGGAAGAGAGGAGAAAUAUGAACCCAUUAGAAGUGACAAUGGUGUUAACCAAAAUGAACCACUUAAUUUUUGCACCUCAUUUCCCAGGAGUCCAAAAGUUACCAUGGCAGAUGAUUUAUGGGGCCCAGAGUACUCCAGAGGUCUCUCGAAUUUGCAGCCACCAAAACAAAUGGAGAGGUUAAGUAACAUUCCUGUUCGAGAGGCCAAGCCCUUCUGUGGUAGAAGUAGACUGCUGUCCGAGCCUCGGCUUAGGGGUAGCACCCAGGCCUCCAGCUUUCAAAGUAUAUCCCAGAGCUUCAGGAACAUCGGCGAAGAGGUGCAACAGAACCAGCCCUAUGGCACCUUGCCAUACACUAACCUGGAUGGUUACCCGUCUGAAAGCUGUAAGUCUGAAGAUGCCAGCUUUGUGGCUAGCAGGCCAAAGGAGCACCCUGCGGGGUACUGCAACAGUGCAGAAGUAUUUCUGGGAGUGCACAUCAAAAGUGAAUACAGUCCUGACUCGCACAAUGAAAUGGAUGAGCCACUAGGAUCCCCAAGUCAUCAGUGGGCUGACACCGGAGAGGUUGGGCAAAAAAUGGCAACGAGCUUCCCAGGGCAGCCACAGGUGAAGUGUGAUCCCAAUACAAUGGAGCAGUUGCCACCCUGCGAAAAACUGAAGACUCCUUUGCUACCCCCAUUCUGCAGAGCCAGCGUGGCCAAGGGCAGCAGCCUAUGGAUGGCAAACAGCGCAUGUAGCCACAACCGACUGUUGAAACAUGACAUAGACAUGGCUCAUUUCAGUCCACAGAGCGCUGCUCAAUCCCGUUGCACUCACCAUGAUCAACCCGUAGACUGUUUGCAGGCAAUUGCCUUCCCACAGCGUCUUAUCCAGGACAAGGACUUGAGUCAGGAUACACACAAAAUACCACUGCAGUUCAAAGGUCAUGACCUAAUCCACGCAGUCAUCAAACGAGAACCCUCACUCUCUCCUCCCUGGUCUUGUGACAAUCCACACAACACACAGACAAGCUUACAAAGAAAUAUGCCCAGUUGUUUGAUAAAUUCAUUGACUCAUAAAAUUACACAGAACACAUAUUUGUAAUUUUUUAAAUAAUGACAUUGUUUUAAAGUUUUAUUUCAAAAUGCCUUUGCUCUGAGAAUGUUUAAUGAAAAUAUUUACUUUGCUGUAAACCCUGAUGUAUUACCCAUCGCCAUUUGUUUUGCAAUUUUGUAUGAAGAUUUUCAUUAUAAUUUGCCGUUGAUGUAUUGUGUAUGAAUGUAACAGUCUUGGAGUACAUGAUAUACAUUGAAAUACUUGAUAUUUAUGUCUGAGGAAUCCACAGGUAGAACAACAAUUUGGAUUUGUACAGUGCUUUCAAAAUAAUAAACAUCCCAAAGCAUUUUAAAGCAUCAUUAGCAGACAGAAUUUGGUUCUAAGCCCUGUAAAGAAGAUAUUGGGACAUCUUGUCCAAAGAGAGAGGCUUUAAGGGGUGUUGUCAAGGAAGAGAGGGCUAGAGAGGAAAAGAGAGUCAGUGGGGCAUUUGGGAAAUUCCAAAACUUAGGGUCUACACUUUCAAGUCAUGGUCUCCAGUUGAAUGUAAUAAAUCUCUGAUUUUAAUUUGGGAUAUUGAGUGUAUGGAUUAAAAUUAGAGCAACUGUUUGGUCAAAAGAUAUGUAGCCUUUAUGUUGUCUAUACAAAAACAUUUAAUUUCUUUUUUUUCACCUUCACUGAGUUUCUGGUCUUGUCCUUAAGACAAUUGUCCACUUUUCUGCUGUUGAUAUCUUGUCCAAAUCAUUUUUUCAUGCUAUCAGUCUAUGAAAUGGCUGAUCCACCAUAUACCUCAGCCUUAUCUAGUCUGAACCUGAUAUCCACAAAGUUCCAGCACCAGAGCAUUGGGCAGCAACAUGGAUAAAUGUGGUGUAUUUCACCUGAAAUGACUACAUUCAGAUUAAUUACAAUCCUGGGAUGCGUAACUGGUAUAACUCAGGUUAAAUCUAGGAUCUUCCUUUGUCAGUAUCAUACAUGGACCUUAUUUCUUUUUUCAUUUUAAAUCAUCUAAUAUAAAAUUACUUUGCUUAUUAUGUUUGUUCUUCUGCAAACUAUGUGCUAUUGCAAACAAAAUAAUGUGCAAAGAGUUUUUCUGUUCUUUUGCAAUUGAAAAAAGGAAAUGAACUAUCUUGGGACAUCUUUUUGCAUUAAAGGGACAAUAUAAAUUCAUGUUGUUGUAUCCAACACAUAGAAUAUCAGAGCGUGGAGAUGCACAUCAUCUUUAUAUUGAAUUUCUAUUGUUUGUGGGCCUGUGCCGACACUCAUUCAUGUUCAAACCUGCUCUGUAACAAAUCAUGGGGUAGGAUAUUCACCCCAUUAUAGAACAGGAACAUGGCAUCAUUUUGACCACCAGCUGGCAUGCCAGCUUACCAGCAUUAUCCUAGCCCCAAGCAGUUUUUGUAAAUGCUUGGUCAGGGGUAGAUCAGCGACCCACCUGCAAGUGGGUGGUAGAUAGUUAGGAUCAUUAAAACCCCAAUUAAUGUCUUGGACCAGAGGCCAACUGGAAUGUUCUUCAAAUUGAAAAGUCCUCUUUAUUCCUUCAGCAGCUUCUUCUGUACUGGAGAGUCCUUUAGCUUUAAAAGCCCACCCACCAUUGUUAAUUGGUGGUAUGUUUUCAAGCCCCUAAUUGAAAAGAAUCAAGGCAAAAUCAGUGAGCUUUCCUUACAUAAUGCAGGGUUAGAAUCAGGGUUUGAUCCUGAUGUCAAGAUCCUGACCCCAAGUAGAAAAAUCUAUCCAUAGCCUUAGUAGUAUAAUGGCUGUAUUGUUGGACUGUACCUCCAUAAAGUUUACAUCUAAUGUGACCAUGUGGCUGUUGGAUUAUCAUUAAAAACAAUGAUGACCUUUCAGGAAGGAAACCUGUCACCUUUGUUCAGUGUGGUCUCUGUGUGUGAUUUCAUAACAGACUUUCUGUUGUGCUCUGGAAGAGACCAUGACAAACUCAUAAUGAUACUCAGUUGUAUCACCACCUUCUCAAAGUAAUCAGGGAAUGGCAAUAAAUUAUGGCCUUGCCAAUGAUGCCAACAUCCCAUUAGCAAUAUUGUUAAAGCCACAGGUGCCUGCAAACAUAUUCCUCAUCUUUUAUGUUUGCAUUUGUAUAGCAUUUUAAAUACUUGCCAAGUCAAUAUUGUGGUUUCUUUUGUUCAGAUGUGUCGUAAUCAUAAGAAUCAGGAAAUACAGGCACAAAUCACAGGAAAUCAGGCACAUCAAAUUGUUUCAUUGACAUAAUAAAAUAGGAGCAUCACAUUUGAUUAAAUUCUUGUUUACAGUACAUCAUUCUGAUAGCAUCAACAUAAGAAUAUCAAUGUAACUUGUAAGUAAAAGUUUACAGCUAAGUUUGAAAUUAGAUUUCCUUUUUGGCAAUGUUUUUCCCAUUGCAUUUAUAUAUUACACCUGUGACGUAAUCACUGCAAGAUUAAAGGGACUUCACCUCAGUAAAUCACUAGGAGACAUUUAACAUCAUUCAAUCCAUCGAUCACAACAUUGUGUUUUAAUUUAAAUGGCUUCCCUGUGAAGAUUAAUAUAAUUCUCUCCGCUUGUUGUCUCAAAAAUGAUUACUUGUGAGUUGUCUCCUUCAGAAUGUCAGAAAAGUAUGCCUAGCGUAUUAAAUCAAGUAUUAAAAGGAUAAAAUUUUGAGGACAAGCACUUCACCACCACUGUUUACGAACUGCUAAAGUACAUUGUCAAUGUUGCUGCUCAUCUUUGUAAAAUAAAAACAGCAAUAAUGUACAGAAAGCAACAUUUAUUUACGAAAUGCCAAUUUUGUUUUCAUUAUAUGUGACAUCUUUAUUACUUUGCUUUUGUUUGUGUCUAUUAACAUUUUUUUUAGGGGUGGUGCAAAUUACAGCAGAAAAGCACUUGUAGGUCAAGUAUUGCUGGUAACCAUUUCCGUUUCAACAAGUUGCCUUAAAGCCAACUUCAUAAACCCACCGCUAAGACAAAUCAGUCUUUGGCAGUUCAAACCUAUCACCGGUAAGCACUUGUUCCCUCCCAACUUCCCUUUAGGAGGACAGCAAGAUUUUUGUACUAAGUUUUUCUGCAGUUCCUAUUGCAUUAUUUAGAAGUUAAUGUACCAGCAGAUAUUUCUGAGAUCAUUUGCAAGUUUUUAAAUUAUAUUUUAUAUUCAAUGCUAGUCAAUCUUAAUGUUGCACACACACAGUCAAAACCUAAUGUUGUUUUCAGAUGGGGGAAAACACAAUGUAUUUCAGUCCACAUUUUAACAUCAUACAUUCUGUCCUUUCCUGUUCACUUCCAUGAUAAGUUCCUAUGUCUCCACCUUUAAAUGGAUAUGAGCUGUGAGGCAUUAAACUGAGGCUCCAUCUGCCUCUCAGGUAAAUGUAAAUGAUUCAUAGUUGUCCUUCAAAGAAAACAGGAACUGGUGUCCAAGUCCAAGUCAACAAAUAUCCCUCAAAUUAGUUCACUAAAUUAUGUACUCAUUAUUACAUUGCUGAUUAGGGGAGCUUGCUGUGCAUAGAUUGGCUGCCAUGUUUUCCUUACAUAAUGCAGGGUUGGAAUCAGGGUUUGAUCCUGAUGUCAAGAUCCUGACCCCAAGUAGAAAAAUCUAUCUAUGGCCUUAGUAGUAUAAUGGCUGUAUUGUUGGACUGUACCUCCAUAAAGUUUACAUCUAAUGUGACCAUGUGGCUGUUGGAUUAUCAUUAAAAACAUUGAUGACCUUUCAGAAAGGAAACCUGUCACCUUUGUUCAGUGUGGUCUCUGUGUGUGAUUUCAUAACAGACUUUCUGUUGUGCUCUGGAAGAGACCAUGACAAACUCAUGAUGAUACUCAGUUGUAUCACCACCUUCUCAAAGUAAUCAGGGAAUGGCAAUAAAUUAUGGCCUUGCCAAUGAUGCCAACAUCCCGUUAGGAAUAUUGUUAAAGCCACAGGUGCCUGCAAACAUAUUCCUCAUCUUUUAUGUUUGCAUUUGUAUAGCAUUUUAAAUACUUGCCAAGUCAAUAUUGUGGUUUCUUUUGUUCAGAUGUGCCGUAAUCAUAAGAAUCAGGAAAUACAGGCACAAAUCACAGGAAAUCAGGCACAUCAAAUUGUUUCAUUGACAUAAUAAAAUAGGUGCAUCACAUUUGAUUAAAUUCUUAUUUACAGUACAUCAUUCUGAUAGCAUCAACAUAAGAAUAUUAAUGUAACUUGUAAGUAAAAGUUUACAGCUAAGUUUGAAAUUAGAUUUCCUUUUUGGCAAUGUUUUUCCCAUUGCAUUUAUAUAUUACACCUAUGACAUAAUCACUGCAAGAUUAAAAGGACUUCACCUCAGUAAAUCACUAGGAGACAUUUAACAUCAUUCAAUCCAUCGAUCCCAACAUUGUGUUUUAAUUCAAAUGGCUUCCCUGUGACAACAAUUCAAAAGUAUCCUACUACCCGUGAGAACUUUGGAAUGGCCACACAAUGUACAAGUGCUAUAUAAAUGCAAGCUCUGUUAUUUUUCUUUCCAUAUGUAAAAUCAUUCUAUACACUACCAUACAUGGUAUUGCCAUAUUUUCCAGUACAAGUACGGACAGAUUUUUAAUGUUGAAAUAAUAACAAGAGAUUUUUGCAAAUAUUAGGUUUUUAACAUAGAAUUUGAAAUAUAGAUGCAACAACUGAGUUUUUCUAAAGCUUGAG